CCUAUCUAUAUAUCAUCUAAAACAACGCCAAUAAGAUGGAAUAAUGAAGAAGAAGAAGAGUGAUUUUUCACUAGGCAUCGGCUUCUUGUUCAUGACCUUUGUCUUUCCUUAUUGAUUUUCUUCAAACUUUAUUGCUUUUUCCUUUGUACUUCUAUCUUUAAUGGCCGUUCAAGCUCAAUACCCUUCCAAUGUCAUCUUCCACAACAGAGGUGGACAAGAGGGGAAUGAAUUUUCAUUGCAGCAGCAAGCAGGAGGAGCUUUUCUGGAUCAAUCUCAUAUGUUCUUCAACAAUGGAAGCAACAACAACAGCAAUAGUAAUAUCAAUCCGAGGAAAAGAGGAAGGGAAGUUACAGCGGCGGCGGCAAUAACAACAACGCCGAUCAAUUCGUUUUCUUUACAAAUGCAAGCGCCGCAGAUGAUAGAGGUUUCCCAGCUCCACCAACUGAAUCCCCUCUCCACCGGCCUCCGAUUAUCUUUCAGCGACCAACAGCAGAGUCAGAGUCCAAAUUUUAAACAACAGCAACAACAAAAUCUUGUUUCCAGCUCCUCUGCUUUUUUGUCCAUGGCAUCCGAUGAUUUGGGUACUCAAAUCAAACGCCAGAGAGAAGAAUUGGACCAAUUUCUUCAAGCCCAGGCAAAAGAAUUACGCCGUACGUUGUCGGAGAAAAGGAAUAGGCACUUCCAUUCUCUGCUGGUGGCGGCGGAGGAAUCGGUAGCUAAGAGGUUAAGAGAGAAAGAGGAGAAGGUGGAGAAAGUAACGCGUCGGAAUGCCGAGCUGGAAGCACGCGCAGCGCAAUUAAGCGUAAAGGCGCAGGUUUGGCAAGCAAAAGCCAGGGCACAGGAGGCGACAGCGGCUUCGUUACAAGCGCAGCUCCAGCAAGCUAUGGUAGGCGGUGGGGCUGCUGUGACACAGGACAGCAUGAGAGCGGAAGAUGGGCUAAAUGGCGCCGGAGGAGUGCAAGGGCAGGCGGAGGACGCCGAGUCGGCUUACGUGGACCCCGAACGGCUGGCAGCUUCGGGACCGUCUUGCAAGGCGUGUUGGGCACUCGCCGCCUCGGUAGUGUUGCUGCCUUGUCGGCAUCUUUGCCUUUGUACAGAGUGUGAUCGAGUGGCGCAAGCUUGCCCUGUUUGCCUCGCCGUUCGGAAUUCUAGCGUUGAGGUUUUUUCCCUUAAAAAAAAACCUUAAUAAUAAAUUUUUACA
Hibiscus syriacus is the source of this 1201-nucleotide messenger RNA. Its product is annotated as E3 ubiquitin-protein ligase BOI-like. Bases 161 to 1186 code for a protein of 341 amino acids. Lineage: Eukaryota; Viridiplantae; Streptophyta; Magnoliopsida; Malvales; Malvaceae. The record is from RefSeq and is a predicted model, not a curated record. The transcript has 3 exons. Gene Ontology annotation, molecular function: ubiquitin-protein transferase activity.